GAGGUCAAUUACACUCUAAACAGCUUGAAGCUACUGUGCCCGGUAUCGGUAAAUAGAAGCUAGAACUAAAUUAGAGUUUUAUUUACCGUUUUAUUAAAAAAUUCAGGUCAAAUGGGAAACGAUCCGCUCAUCGCUGAAAACGACCUCUGCCCACUCAAUUAAUAAAGCAAAACCCCACAGCCCGUCACAACAGCGCAUCCCAAACACGCAUCAAUAACAAUGGUUAUUAACUGGCUUAUUUUAUUGUUGUUCUAUCAUUUCCCAGGACAGACAUUUUUUAAAAUAUCGUAACAGGCAUCUCGCUACCUUGUGAGGGCGGGGCUUUCUCGUCUCGAUUCAGCAGCGAUCCAACCAGAUUGCUGUGAGAAUUUGGUUUCCCUCCGCUCCUCAGAAACUGCUGUAAUAUUCUACCUUGCAGUAAACGCAGGGGCCUCGCUUAAAUGCUAGACUUUUCCCCUUUAAAGAAGAAGAACCGGAACGGGCAGUACAGCAGAUUUUUAGCUGAAGGGCAGUGCUUUAUGAUGUGCUGAAAACAGAGAAGCCUUCAUCUCCUCGUCUCCCAUCUCCAUGCCUGGGCAGCUGCAGAGCCUGAAGCUGCGGAGCCCCUGCUGUCUGGUCUCGCCUCCUUGUUCAUAGAGCCCCCUCCCUCUUGCACCCCUCAGAAUGGAGGUUGUGGUGGCCAAGCUGCUGUGCCUGCUUGGCGUGUUUGUGCUCAUGAUGCUGGGCUCGCUGGUCCCAGUACGGAUGAUCCCAGUGGACUAUGAGAAAGUCCAGCGCUCCCGGAAGAUCCUGGCUCUGUGCAACUCCUUCGGAGGGGGUGUCUUCCUGGCCACCUGCUUCAACGCACUGCUUCCAGCCGUGCGAGAGAAGGUGGCGGAGGUGCUGAAGCUGUUGAGCGUGGAGACGGACUACCCCCUGGCAGAGACCAUGAUGAUGCUGGGCUUCUUCCUGACGGUGUUCGUAGAGCAGGCCGUGCUGACCUUCCGCAAAGAGAAGCCGUCCUUCAUAGACCUGGAGACCUUCAACGCGGGCGGCUCGGAGGCAGGCAGUGACUCGGAGUACGAUAGCCCCUUCAUCGCCAACUCCCACGGAGACCACCGCGGCCACGGCCACCUGCUCCCCUCCGAGCUGACCCACGCCGGACCGCUUCGCCUGGCCAGCCUGGUCUUUGCCCUGUCCGCCCACUCCGUCUUCGAGGGGCUGGCCCUGGGGCUGCAGGAGGAAGGGCCCAAGCUAUUCAGCCUCUUCCUGGGCGUGGCCAUCCAUGAGACCCUGGCGGCCGUGGCCCUAGGUGUCAGCAUAGCCAAAGCCGCUCUGCCCAUGAGGGACGCAGCCAAACUGGCCACCGUAGUCAGCCUGAUGAUCCCCCUCGGUGCUGCAGUGGGCAUGGGCAUCGAGAGCGCCCAGAACCUGGCGGGCAGCAUCGCCUCGGUGGUGCUGCAGGGCGUGGCGGCCGGCACCUUCAUCUUCGUGACGUUCCUUGAGAUCCUGGCCCACGAGCUGGAGGACAAGCAAGACCGGCUCCUCAAGGUGCUGUUCCUCAUCCUGGGCUACGCAGUGCUGGCCGGCCUGGUCUUUGUCCAGUGGUAAGGUGAAGCACCACUAUCUUUAUUUGUGGAACAAGAGACACCAGUACUGGGAAGGCUUUCCUUGAGACCCCGUGUCAGCUCAGGACAGUGAUCUCAGUGCUGUUUGCAAACCAUCCUGUACCAGGUGCGGCUGAUGGCAGUAAUCGAUCCCCUGCAGAGGAUGCAUAUCCCCCCUGAUAGUUGAGGCGUCAUAAAUGCACGUCACACUUAAGUUUCUAUAUUGCAACCCCAGGGGCUUAUGAAAUGCAUUCCAUAGUGUAGAGUGUACUAAACAUUUAAGAAGAACAUCCAGGCAGAUGGAACUUGUUAUGGACAUUCAUUAGCACAAAACACAUCUUGAAAGUAUUAUAGUGUAAGACUUUCAUACUCAAAUUAGAUUUUGUUGUGGGCCACCUUUAGGAACUGCAUGGCAAGUCUGCAGACUGUGUGUAUUAUCAUACCAUAGUUAGUUAUUGUCAUGAAAACUUGCAUGAACAAUAGGAUCAGCAAUCCACUAACACCUACAACAAACUAACACAGUCAACUGACUGUUAAAUCAUUUUAAAAAAAGGUAUGCUUGCAUGUAAACAAGCCAUUUUCAAAUGAUUUAACAGUCUGUUAAUACAUACCAAUUUGAAGUAUAAUUUAUUUUAAUGGAAUACAUGCUAUGGAUGUUGGUGUUAGGACAGUAGCCCCAUGGUGUUCCAGUACUCGCUCACUAUACAAUAGGUAUGGUGACCCACUUAGGUUAUUUUAUUUUUUUUGUCUUGUGAUUAAUUACGCAAGUGAAGGCGAUAUUUCUGACUACAAGCAGCUACACCUGGUAAGGGACUAUAAAUGGCGCACCGCACUCCUUCCCUGACACACAUACCAGAAUUUCGGAGGACAGCGUGUGCUCGUCAGCGCGAGGGUGGUAGCGGUGAGCUAUUUAAAGGUACGUUAUUUAAACAGUUGUAGCAACACGUGGGGACGGGGAAUGCUAGAUUUUUCGGAUCCCCACUACUUACCCUUUAAGACCCCACUUAAAUAUAUUAGGGGUCAAUUCUAUUCUCUUAAGACUUACAAUUCAAAAUGAAGCGGGGUCCUCUUCACAACUGAUGGGCACUGUUUAGGUCUGUCCUGUAUAGCAAGGGACGUUGUAACUGUGUAAUAUAGGAGGGUAUUAUAAGCCAGGAUUGUAGGAAACAAAACACACUAAACAAUCUGAAAUCUCUUAAAGAACAAAGGGUUUUUUUGUGUGUAAUAUGGGUUGUGUGUAGAUGGGGAUUAAUCAGAACUGUCACUUCAGACAGGUUUUUAUUAAUCGUUUUACUACAUCUGUUUUAAUGUACCUUCUGUAUUUAAUACAUGCAUGUUCUGUGCUUAUUUAUUUGAAGACAUUGGCACAUGGCUGCCUCCAUGAAGCAACUAAACAAUGUACAGCACACACAUCAAACUGAAAAUGCUAGCUGAUGGCUGUCAAAUGCUUUGCAUUCAAAGUUGCAAGGAACAGUUUCUUGAGUAUAAAGGGGCAAUAAGUGAAUCUGAAAUGUUUAUGGCCAAUGUGCAAAGAUUUUAUAUGCAGAACUACAUCGGAUUAUUUUGUUCCAAUAAUUAAGUUGUCAACUUGCUUACUUUUGAAAAUGACAAACGCUGGAGAAAUGAAACGUUGGAUUCAACGAUGCCAGAAGUCAGUUUCAUAUCUGCUGUAUUCAAGGUAUUUCUCCACUGGAUGUGGUUCUUCACCCUGUUUAUAUAGUUCUGUGCAGGGUUGGGGUCAGUUCCUUUUUAUCAAUUCCAAAUUCCAAUUCCUUUGAAGGAAUUGGAAUUGGAGUUGAUUAAAAGGGAAUGGAAUUGGAAUGGACCCCAGCCCUGGUUCUGUGUGUGCUGUGCAUUGUCCAGUUGUAAUUAUGGUGCAGGUUUUCUUACAGCAGCUGCUGUUUAGUUACCAAAUAACAAAACAAACAAAGUUAGCCUACAGGGAUUCUUCCAGUAAUGUGGUGUUCUGUUCCAUAAUUUAAACCAGCAAACAACAGGCAGCUUUCUACUAGAAUCCCUCCAGUAAACUGACAGUUAUGGUUUGUGCUAAGUUGUUGAUAGUAUAAGAAUCUAUUAAAUGGCUAUAUAGCAAUGCCAGUUUUUUUUUUUUUAGAAGAUCUUGCACAUGGUACUGUUUUGUGGGAUAGAUAAUAGAGGGGAUAAUUGUUGUACAUAUUUUUUUUAAUUGUAAUACAUGGGGUGGACCGAGUAAAAGAGAGAUGGCUUUUUUCUGCAAUGUGCACAAAUCUGCAACAGGGACAGCUUUCAAAUCCGACCCGUUUGUUUCUAUUCACAGCAGACAGACUGAGACUGAAACCGUUUCAACUGAGACUCCAUCAGUUAGGAUUGCAGGCUGGCAGAAAUCAGUUAAUGAUACUGUCAUUAUAGGAAGGUAGGAGAGGGGAUUUAAAAAUGGGAAUUAUGGGGAAUUGUAAAAGACCAGCUGGAGACUGGAUUAAAGUCUGCAGAUGGAAGCAGGCAGUGCCAGUUUGAUACUGGAACGAGAUGAGUUUUACAGACAGCUUUCAUGAGACUGGGUGAAUCUGAUCUACAGGUUUCACAGGCCCUGGUCAGGACUACCUUACCCAAGGUUACAUUAGAUUGUACAAGAUUACUGCUGAUCGGGGUCUGUGAAACCAACAGAAACUCUGAUAUCCACAUUGCUCUGCUUCUGUAGGGGAGACACUGUUCCCAUAGUUCAGCACGUCGUGUGUCUGUGAAAGUGCAGCGUUCUGCAGAGUUUAGUGAUGUCUCAGCCUGACUGCAGUCCAGACAGAUUCACUACAAAUGCUUUCCUGGAUCCACCCCAAUGUAUAUUAUUGUGACUGUGUAAAUUAUUUAUUUUUGAUUGUACUGAUAUUUAUUUGCCAGUGUGGUGCCAGUUACUGUAUUUUCCAUUGUAUUUAGUGUUGUUGUUUUAAGUGAUACUUUGUUCAUAACGUGUUUAGUUUUAAAUGGAUCUGUUUUCAUUCACAUUCAUAACUAGCAGCAGCUACUGUUGCAGUUGUUACUGCUGUCGGAGGUCACGGGAGCUUUUAACCCAGCGAGACGCUGGUGUGCACCUGAGCAAUAACUGCUGGACACCAAGAGAAAUCGUGUACUGUUGUUUUAAACCAGUCCAGCCUGUACAAGAGCUGUUUGUGAAAUGUUUCUGUAUGUCUAUGGGCAACAUUUGACACGUUUUUUGGAUAACCAGACCCUCCCAGACCCAUGGAUCUGAAAGCUGGCUUCUUGCUGAAAACAUCUCGCUGCAUCGUUUUAAAUCCACGGUAACUAAUGCAUAUUGUCAUUAAUCUGAGCAACACCUGAUGCAGGGCAAGGCGCUCUGAAGAUUGAUGACGUCUCGCGGAAUUAGAAAUGAUGAGACCUGGGCUCUCUAGAAAGGGGAAGAAAAAAAUGCAAUAGCCAAAUACUUUGCUGUUAUGUUACAAUAUUUUUGAAAUAGUCGGAAAUAACUAAUAAAAAAAACUGUUGGUCUUUUCA
Molecule: messenger RNA, 5069 nt
Organism: Acipenser ruthenus (sterlet)
Lineage: Eukaryota; Metazoa; Chordata; Actinopteri; Acipenseriformes; Acipenseridae
Product: zinc transporter ZIP3-like
Exons: 3
Coding region: 664-1590 (308 amino acids)
Biological process (GO): zinc ion transmembrane transport
Cellular component (GO): plasma membrane
Molecular function (GO): zinc ion transmembrane transporter activity
Source: RefSeq, a predicted model, not a curated record